UCCAGCAUGGGGGCUCCAGAAAUAAGAAUGUCUAAGCCCCUGGAGGCCGAGAAGCAAGGUCUGGACUCCCCGUCAGAGCACACAGACACUGAAAGAAAUGGACCCGACACUAACCACCAGAACCCCCAGAAUAAGACCUCCCCGUUCUCCGUGUCCCCAACUGGCCCCGGCACCACCAAGAUCAAGGCUGAAGACCCCAGUGGUGACUCAGCCCCAGCAGCACCCCCGCCCCCCCAGCCGGCUCAGCCACAUCUGCCCCAGGCCCAGCUCAUGCUGACGGGCAGCCAGCUCGCCGGGCUCACGGCGCUGAUGCCAGCUCAGCAGCAGCUCCUCCUGCAGCAAGCGCAGGCCCAGCUCCUGGCCGCCGCCGUGCAACAGUCCAAUGCUGCCGCUGCCGCCGCUGCCGCCUCCUCCACCUCCUCUUCCUCCUCCUCCUCCUCCUCCUCUGCCUCCUCCUCGACCUCGCAGCCCCCAGCCUCCUCUGGGGGAGGCGACCUGCCACCACCACAGCCUGCCAGCCAGCCCCCUGGGACCCCACAGCUCACCCUGUCCCAGCCCAUCCAGCUCACAGCACAGGACAUACAGCAGCUUCUCCAGCUCCAGCAGCUGGUGCUUGUGCCGGGUCAUCACCUCCAGCCCCCUGCUCAGUUCCUGCUGCCGCAGGCCCAGCAGAGUCAGCCAGGCCUGCUACCGACGCCAAAUCUAUUCCAGCUACCUCAGCAAACCCAGGGAGCUCUACUGACCUCCCAGCCCCGGGCCGGGCUGCCCGCGCAGGCCGUGACCCGCCCCACGCUGCCCGACCCGCACCUCUCGCACCCGCAGCCCCCCAAAUGCUUGGAGCCACCCUCCCACCCCGAGGAGCCCAGUGACCUGGAGGAGCUGGAGCAGUUCGCCCGCACCUUCAAGCAACGCCGCAUCAAGCUGGGCUUCACGCAGGGUGACGUGGGCCUGGCCAUGGGCAAGCUCUACGGCAACGACUUCAGCCAGACGACUAUCUCCCGCUUCGAGGCCCUCAACCUGAGCUUCAAGAACAUGUGCAAACUCAAGCCGCUCCUGGAGAAGUGGCUCAACGACGCAGAGACUAUGUCUGUGGACUCCAGCCUGCCCAGCCCCAACCAGCUGAGCAGCCCCAGCCUGGGUUUCGAUGGGCUCCCAGGCCGGAGACGCAAGAAGAGGACCAGCAUCGAGACAAAUGUCCGCUUCGCCUUAGAGAAGAGUUUUCUAGCGAACCAGAAGCCUACCUCAGAGGAGAUCCUGCUGAUCGCGGAGCAGCUGCACAUGGAGAAGGAAGUGAUCCGCGUCUGGUUCUGCAACCGGCGCCAGAAGGAGAAACGCAUCAACCCCUGCAGCGCGGCCCCCAUGCUGCCCAGCCCCGGGAAGCCGGCCAGCUACAGCCCCCAUCUGGUCACACCCCAAGGGAGUGCUGGGACCUUGCCGAUGUCCCAAGCUUCCAGCAGUCUGAGCACAACAGUUACUACCUUAUCCUCAGCUGUGGGGACGCUCCACCCCAGCCGGACAGCCGGAGGGGGUGGGGGCGGGGGCGGGGCCGCGCCCCCCCUCAAUUCCAUUCCUUCUGUCACUCCCCCACCCCCGGCCACCACCAACAGCACAAAUCCCAGCCCUCAAGGCAGCCACUCGGCUAUCGGCUUGUCGGGCCUGAACCCCAGCGCGGGCCCUGGCCUCUGGUGGAACCCUGCCCCUUACCAGCCUUGACGGCAGCGGGAACCUGGUGCUGGGGGCAGCUGGUGCGGCCCCGGGGAGCCCUGGCCUGGUGACCU
Messenger RNA from Eptesicus fuscus (big brown bat), 1778 nucleotides. RefSeq names its product POU class 2 homeobox 2 (gene POU2F2). Gene Ontology annotation, cellular component: nucleus. Gene Ontology annotation, biological process: regulation of transcription by RNA polymerase II. Gene Ontology annotation, molecular function: RNA polymerase II cis-regulatory region sequence-specific DNA binding; DNA-binding transcription factor activity, RNA polymerase II-specific. The transcript is spliced from 15 exons. The coding region runs from base 7 to 1713 and encodes 568 amino acids. NCBI's taxonomy places the organism in Eukaryota, Metazoa, Chordata, Mammalia, Chiroptera, Vespertilionidae. The record is from RefSeq and is a predicted model, not a curated record.